ACUGGGCUGUGUUAUGUUUAGCAGCAGAGAUAUCGAUGCGGCUCAGUUUCUGGUGACAGCUGGAGGGGAAGAACCAACUUUGUUGUGAGCUCUUUGUAGUGGAAACAUCUACAUCUUUGUGUGAGGACUACUUGAAAAAAUGACCUCUACGUACAGCAGCAUUCAUGACAGUUAUUUGCCAAACAAAGCGCGAUCAACCAGCUGUGUGGCGUUAGCUGUGGUUUUGGGCUGUCUGACGGUUCUGGGGAUCGUUCUCGCCGUCAUUGUGCUGGAAAGACCACCGCCUCCAAAAGACCACGAGACUCUUCCUGAGGAAUAUGAUGGAAGCAAUCUCUCUGCAAACCAGUGCAGCUUGGUGCUGGUGGAGAGCAUCCCUCAACACAUGAAAUACAAAGACAAUGUAACUUUUGGAAUCCCUCUCAAAAAAGCCUGGAAAGAUCUUCUCUCCAUGGCAGCAGAACAAGUGGAAGUGUCCUCUUUCUACUGGACUUUAACUGGGGAAGACAUCAACGUGAACUCUUCCUCUGACAUACCUGGCAGAGACAUCCUAAGAGAACUGGAAGAGUUGCCCUCCAGGAAUAUAUCUGUCAGAGUGGUCACCAGUGUCCCCAGUGUCAGAACGAACUCCACAGAUUUAAAGAUCUUGAAACAGAAAGGAGUUCAGGUGAGGAGGGUGAACUUUGGGCGCCUGACAGGUGGCGUACUCCACAGCAAGUUCUGGAUUGUUGACAGAAAACACGUGUUUAUUGGAAGCGCCAACAUGGACUGGAGGGCUCUCACACAGGUGAAGGAACUGGGAGUAGUCGUCUACAACUGCUCCAGUCUGGCGAAGGACCUUUAUAAGAUUUUCCAGUCCUACUGGGUGAUGGGACAGUCCAAUAGCUCGCUGCCUCAGCCCUGGCCUGCACAGUUUGACACAGGCAUCAACGAGCAGCACCCCCUGCUGGUGAAAAGUGAUAACAUCUCCAGCAGGCUGUACCUUACAGGUUCUCCACCAUCAUUCUGCCCUCCAUCGAGAACUCAGGACCUGGAGGCGAUUCUCUCCAUCAUCUCGGAGGCAAGACACUAUGUCGACGUGGCAGUCAUGGAGUACUUCCCCACCACACGCUUUGAAAUGCCUCGGAGAUACUGGCCUUUCAUUGAUGACGCCAUCAGGACGGCAGCAUUCGAGAGGAGGGUUCGGAUCCGGAUGCUGAUCAGCUGUGGACGGGACUCUGAUCCGGCCAUGCUGCCCUUCCUUCAGUCUCUAGCUUCAAUGGAUAGCCCUCACCAGAAUAUCAGCAUCCAAAUAAAAGUGUUCAUUGUGCCUGUGGGCAACCAGUCUAAUAUUCCAUACACCAGAGUCAACCACAAUAAAUACAUGGUAACUGAUAAAGUCGCCUACAUCGGUACUUCCAACUGGUCAGGCGACUACUUUCUGAGCACAGCUGGAGUGGGUCUGGUGGUUUCCCAGCGUGCUCCUCACCCCUUGUGGAGGACCGAGGCCCUGCAGGGCCAGCUAAGGGCCGUGUUUGACCGAGACUGGCACUCUGAGUUUGCUGUGCAUUAUGAUGACCUGGGGCACCAUCCAGACUGUAGACUAUCAAGAUGACAGAGAUUCCUUUACAACAGUUACACAUGAAUAUAUAUAAUUAUUAAUGUGGGUGUUUGUUGUUGUUGUUGUUGUUGUUGUUUUUUACAAUAUAAUUACAUAAAUAAACAUAAUUUCAAUAAUACAUAAUAAAUCAUAUUAAAUAUUAAAAUACAAAAGACAAAUAUUAGAACAUGAGGGUUUUGUUUAAAAGAUGAUUUUAUUUUACUGAUUUAUUUAGACAUUUUAACAUGCAUACAUUCCCAUGCAUAUAUACUAAUAGACUUGCAUAAAUAUGGAAAAAGAUUUUAACAAAAUAAGUUUGUUUUUGGGUGAUAUACACUUUCUAUUUUCUGCCACAUUUCCUCAACUUUAUUUCCUUAAAGUUUCAGGGAGAAAAUGAUUCUUUUAUUACAAAAAAAAAAAUCAUAAACUACUCAUACUAUCCUCCUAUAGAUGGAGUGUCCCUUUACAUUUCCUUGUAAUGGCCUUUUUGGCAGCAGCAACACUGCCAAAUAGAUAUUUUGUUUUCAUAUUUAUGGAUGUUGAAUGAAGUAUUCCAAAAUAGAUAUAAGGCCACUUAAAGGUAACUAUUGUCCAAUAUUUCAAGUAUUUUGCCCAGAUGGUUUUGAUUGAUGUUGCUGUUUUUAUAUUAUUGUUGUUCAAAUUUGCAGUUUUGUUAGAUUGUUCCAUUUAAUGAAAUCAAAAAGCAAUUUAGAUCAUAUUUUUGUGGUGAACAUUUGCUGAAAGUGAGGAUGAGGCGUUUAAAAUUGUUUAUAAAUGAAAAUUGUUUAUGAAUGAAACCCUGACAUGAAAGGUUUUCGCUCCACCAGCUUUGAUAAUGUAAUGCUCCUGUAGCACUGACAAACAGUUAAACAUUUUUUUAUCAGAUGUUGGUGGUGAUUAGUGCUGAGCUCAUUGUUGAUGCAAAAGAUUAUGAUUGACUGAUGAUUAUAUCACUGACAAAGAAGUAAUCUGUAUUUACAUGCUAAAUAAAUGUAUUGUUACCACAGUUCAA
Messenger RNA from Centropristis striata (black sea bass), 2588 nucleotides. RefSeq names its product 5'-3' exonuclease PLD4. The record is from RefSeq and is a predicted model, not a curated record. The transcript has 11 exons. Lineage: Eukaryota; Metazoa; Chordata; Actinopteri; Perciformes; Serranidae. Bases 140 to 1591 code for a protein of 483 amino acids. Gene Ontology annotation, molecular function: catalytic activity.